GUGGUGGCGUUCGGAACGAGAAGAUCUGCGUGUGUUUCGGCGUCCGCAUUUGUGAAUCUGUGUGUUGUAUUUUUUUUUAAGUUGAAAAUCCGUGGGCGGGGAUAUAGUCAAGCCGCCCUGCCACCCCCCCAAUAAAAAAAGGGCGCCAGCGAAUUCGUUAUUGAUUUUGAACCCCUUUUGGUGUGAUCGCGGCCACCGCCUCCUCUUCCUGGACGAAUUUUUGGAUCAUUUUUUGGUGUUAGUGGUUAGCCCCGCCCCCCUCCAUUUUCCUGUAGAUUAAUGACCUUUUGCAUCAGAUCAAAGCCAUGUCUGACCAACAUAUGCAACCGCUGCAAUAAGAGAGGCCCCCAAGCGCCAACGGCAAUAAAUCCUGCAAUAGUGUACUACAAUCUGCCUGUAAAUUUCUCGUCGUCCUCACAUUCCAGAAUCACGAAAGGGUGAAGAAGCGUCCUGAGGGACUUCUCUCUCCACACCUCUACCUGAACCAAAGAAUUGCUCUGCAAAUCACUCCCAGAUCACCGAGGAAGAAGGGUCCCAAAUGGCGACAUCUAGAUUCCACGCGCUGUUAUCCCUCGACGAUCUGUCACUGACUGACUGUGUGUGCUAUAAUUGCUUUGCUUAUAAGUGACCUUUGAGGCUUGGUGAGUCAUUAAGCCCCGUGCGUAGCUCAUGUGAUAAGUAGGAAAGUAGGCGACAGAAGUCCUUUCGUCAAGGAUUCUGAAUCGUUCGGAAAAGCGGCUUACGAAAAGAGCAAUAACAAUCGCCAAACCGUUUUCUUCCGUUGGAAUCUUCAGAACUGACAACAAGCGCUUGACAGGGCCACCACCACCAGCUGGAAGCUGUGGUACACUGGGUGAUAAAAAUCUCGUCACUUUCGCUGUUUGUUCUCCGAGAAAAGGGGACCUGAGCUCCUCAUGUUCUCCAGAUAGUUGAUUAGAUGUACGUUUAAGGGUAGACCCCUCUUGUCGUUUGUUAUUUGAUGAGAUUGUCCAGAUACUCUCCCAUACAGAUUUGUUACUUGUUAAUGAAUUAUUUUACUGAUCCAUCAGGUUUGUUGAUUGAAGUGCUUUUUUUAAAGUAGCUCGUAGUAAAACUUUGGCAUUUUUGUUCGACGAGAUCCGAGUGAUUUUUUUUCUAUACGAAGUUAUCCGUGUUGACAUUUUGUAUCGUGAGACUUGUAGCAUUGCAGAACGUCAGUGUAGCUUAGCCUUUUGAUGUUUUGAAACUGAACUUUGUGUGUUUGCCACCUUGGAAAAUUGUACUCCAUAAAUGUAGCUAAAAAGAGGCCUGAGAGAGCGACCGCUGUGCCAUAUGAAGUGAGUUAUUGGUACUUGCGUGAAAAGGAACAUCAUACUAGCUUUGCCAACAGCAGAAGAGACCUCAUUGCAUUGGAUUCUUUGACACCCAGGGGACCAACUGUGCUCUCACAGAAAGAGGCAGAUUCUCACAAAUCCCUAGAAAGCUCCGUAAGAUCAGAGGGCUCUGAAAGACUGAACGAACUGACAAUAAACCCUCAGUAGUUGCAUAACUUUUUUGUACUCGACUUCUUCCAAGUUCUGCUACGGAGAAGCAGCCAAGAUGGGCGACUCUAGCAGGGCUAGCACCCCGUCCUCUUCCACCACAAAUGCCAACACCAGCACGACGGCGUCCAACACCCGCCCCACAACGCCGAAGGAAGAGCGGCAUCAGCCAAAGAAGCUGAACAUUACCGGAGACAAGCCUUUGCCAAGCGCUAGCUUGGUAGUAGUCAACCCUAAAGGCAAGAUGCACGCCGGUCUCGUCAGCGUCAGCGACGGGAAGUCGAAGCCACAGCCGAUGAAGCUGAUCCUCACGUCCGAUUCGCUGGUCCUACAAAAAGAGCAGCUGGUCAUCAGCACGAAGACGCUGGAGUCGAACGGACCUGACGCCAGGAUUCGACGCGUGAAAGUGACCAGGCAGAGGUCCUCCGGGUUAGGACUCAGCAUCAAGGGCGGCUCGGAGCACAAACUCCCCAUCCUCAUCUCCAGGAUAUUCAAGGACCAGGCCGCCGACCUGACCGGGAAAUUGUUCGUGGGAGACGCCAUCUUGAAAGUCAACAACCAAUCACUCCUUCGGUGUACCCACGACGAAGCUGUGGCCGAACUGCGUCAGGCGGGGGACGAGGUUCUCCUGACGGUGCGGCAUUACAAGGCAGCUACGCCCUUCCUCAACAAACCUGACGACAACAGUUCGACGGCAGACAGCCCAGCCUCCCAGCUCCGGCCGGAGGACGGCUGGCGUUCGCCUUCGAUGCCCACGACCCCGACCACGCCCUCGGCCGCCCACAACCCCCUCUCGGCGAAGAUCAGCAACCAGACGGACUCCUCCCUCGUCUCCAACAACGGCACCAUCGCCACCGAUUCCUCCUCCACGACCACCAACAACCUCAACAAAGUCAACAACAGUCGGAACGAAGCCAUGAUGAACAGCACGAACGCCGCCACCGACGAGACCAACAACACGAACAACGGACCCAAGGUCGAGAAGCAGUGGGUCGACGUCGUCACAGUGCCUCUGAUGAUGGCUUACAUCACGCGGUAUAUCUUCGGAACGGACAAGCUCCGACCUCAGGCCUUCGAGGUGCGGGGCAUCAACGGAAUCAGCACGGGGGUCGUUCACUGCGAGGAUGCCGCCAUGCUCUCUCAGUGGAUCAAGCACAUCACGAACAACAUCAUCGGCCUCACCAACUUACAGAUGAAGCUCUAUAACUCCAGCUUCCCGGCUUCAGAACACGUCCUGUACAUGGGAUGGGUCUGCGAGGGGGUCCUCAAUCAGAACCUCCCCUGGCAGAACUGGAAGCCCAAGUUCAUCGCCCUCAAGGGAACCGACAUAUACAUGUUCGACACGCCUCCGCUCAACACCCACGACUGGCUGGAGAGGGCAUCGGUGUGGGCGGUGCACCAGACGAUGUUCCGAAUCAUCAAGGAGUCCGAGUACGUGGAUGAGAGACAGCACUGCUUCCUGCUGCAGACGGCCAUGCAGGAGUCCAGGUACCUGAGUGUGGAGACCCGGCAGGAGCUGCUCAGGAUAGAGAACGCCUGGCACCGGGCCGUCUACAACGCUGUCACCAGACUCGGGAGCAAAACGUUCGCAGUGACGCAAGCGGGGAGGUCUUCGGGGCUGACGCUGGACUGGUCAGGAGGGUUCUCGUUGUACGACACCGAGACCAGGGAGUACCACUGGCGGUACAAGUUCUCCCAGUUGAAGGGUUCCUCCGACGACAGCAAGACGAAGCUCAAACUGCACUUCCAGAACGACACAAAAGAAAUCGAAACCAAGGAGCUCGAAUGCGCCACCAAUCUCCAAAACCUGCUCUUCUGUAUGCACGCCUUCCUGACGGCGAAAGUGGCAGCCGUCGACCCUUCCUUCCUGAGGGCACCUCCGAAGACGCCCUCGUAGUUCCCUGCACCACUGUCAGAAGACAGACACACACACACGCCCUCAGACGCCCAAGUUGAGAGGUGAACCACAUUAGAAGAAGUCAAAGAGACCGUUGCACUUGUAGCCUGCAGAUUUCACCUUUGGAAUCGAACAAAACCGCAAUAGUCUCCUUCAGCCUCCAUCUCGUAGUCUCCUCCCACUUCCGAUUCAAACGAACCAAUCGUCAAACAACCUUCAGUGUUUCGCCUUUCCGUCUCUCAUCAGUCAAUGGCACUUCGCCAUUCGCUUGGAACUGGAUCCACCGCUCGGCCAAUAGGAGUUGUACCUCCAGAGUCUCAUGCCCAUAGUACUUUUGUCAGAGAUAGUUGUAGUUGUCAAUAUAAUGGAAUUUCAAGGGCCAUAGUCCAGGAAUUUGCGAGGUAAGUCGUCUGAAGACCAGUUAUUCAAACGGGAGAGAUUUCAUUAUCGCCAGCCAAAUAUUCACUUACAAUCCACUUACCAAUCCUUCUUGGCAGCUGAGGGCUAUCCUGAGCUUGUUACAGUUGAUGCCAGAUAGGUUAUUCUCACAGUAAUUCUUCUGAAUUUCAGUCAAAUACAUUAAAAUAAACUUUAAAUAAUUAGAAGUUGAGAAGAAUGUCCUUUUUUUCCUCAUCGCUGUUGUACUAGCUGUCAAAAGGGGUUGGAUAGUGUGUGGUUCUGACAUCAGGCCUUAUGUAGGAUGGAUUUAAUUUGCAAACAUUUGUUCGGCUCUUCUGUUUUUGGCCUCUGGUCUGUGAAAAGAAAGGAGUUAGUUUGGGGGGAGAAUUUGGGUCCAUUCUUAUUCGUAAGUGGCUGAAAUCUAAAAUAAGAUAGUUUUUUUGGCCCCUUAUUAAGAUUUGAAUUACACACACACACACACACACA
Molecule: messenger RNA, 4302 nt
Organism: Macrobrachium nipponense
Lineage: Eukaryota; Metazoa; Arthropoda; Malacostraca; Decapoda; Palaemonidae
Gene: Syn2
Product: gamma-1-syntrophin-like
Cellular component (GO): intracellular anatomical structure; dystrophin-associated glycoprotein complex
Molecular function (GO): protein binding; structural molecule activity
Source: RefSeq, a predicted model, not a curated record